This is a messenger RNA of Ruditapes philippinarum (Manila clam), 1569 nucleotides long. RefSeq lists its product as uncharacterized. Gene Ontology annotation, molecular function: protein binding. Lineage: Eukaryota; Metazoa; Mollusca; Bivalvia; Venerida; Veneridae. The record is from RefSeq and is a predicted model, not a curated record. The coding region runs from base 1 to 1569 and encodes 522 amino acids. The transcript has a single exon.
AUGGCGUUUUUCAUGUCAAAAUUUGGAAAACAUAAAGAAGAUGAACAUGAAAAUGGUUCUUAUGAUGUACAUGAGGGUUGCAGGGCGUGUAACCAAUGUUUCAUUAGAGGACAUAAACACAAUGCUGUAUCAUUCUGUCCAUCGUGUUACACUUUUCUCUGUCAGGCAUGUACCACAGACCAUAAACAGAAAAUACAAGAUCACGGUCUGAUUACCGAUGAUUUCGAACUCUGUGAGGAAUAUGUUAAACUGAAAAAAAAAAUCAACUACGCCACCAUUGAGCUAACGCAAACUGGUAAUGAAGCUGAUAAUGAAGCAUACUUAGCCGAGUUAUACAGGGACAAGGCAAUUGAAGAAAUACAUAAAGAGAGAGAAAAGAUUAAUAUAAUGUUAGAUAAAGAAAAAAUCAGAAUCAAUAGUGAACUAGACGAAAUGGAGAGAAAAAUAAAAUCAAGAAUACUUGAAAAGUACACAAAAGAUUUUGAGAAGUUCAAGUCCGUUAAAGAAGAAGCAGAAUCGGUGAAAGAAGACAUACAAACGUUAAAUCAAACGUACGAGUCUCUGCAACAGAUGCCAAGUAAUAUUUCAAAGAUAGUGGCAACUUGCCAAGAGCAGUACGCAGCACUUGAGCCAAAGGUCAAACAGGCUGUUCAUCAUAACGAAGUAACACAGUACAAAUUUGAACCCGAAUGGGAGCAAAGCAUGAAAAAAAUGUCUGUGCCAAAACUGGGACAUAUUCUGACACUUGAUCCGGUAAAGGCAACAGAAAUUGUCACGUACAAGGGAGAAAUCAACGUUCAUUCACCAGCAGUAGAUAGGGAAUUUUGUAAUAUAAAAGGAAUGUGCAUUCUUUCAACACAGUUGCUAGUUGCUGCUGACCAACAAAACAAUUCCCUCAAACUACUGGACAGAGAGCAAGGCAAACUGGUGUCAACCAUUCCGAUGCCGACUGGACCCAGAGAUGUGACAACAAUUAAGGGCACUCAAAUUGCUGUCACCCUGCCAAAUAUGAAAGUAAUCAAAAUAUUGACCUUGUCUAGCGACGGCACUGUUUCUAAUGAUUCUUUCAUACCAGUUCAUGGAGCAUGCCGCGGAAUUAUCCACAAUAAUGGAAUAUUUAUUGUUUCGUUUGGCUUUCCAAAAAGUGAAAUUAAAAUUAUAGACAUGAAUGGAACAGUAAUAAAGAACAUGGACAUUAGACGUAAUCCAGAGAGCCAAUCUAGCCUGGCAGGCCUGGGUAUGAGCCCUGAUCAAAAAAUGAUCUACGUUGCUGACGAGGACAAUGGAUCUGUCACUUGCUUGACAACCUCCGGAAAGGUCAAGGCCAUUUAUAAAAAUCCUAAUUUUGAAAGGCCUCGAGGAGUGGCAGUAGCUAGCAAUGGGCUUGUUUAUGUAACAGGAAAAGGUAAAGUUCACGAACUGUCACCUAACCUCGGUCACGGGAGAAUUGUGAUGGAUCGUAGUCAUGGAAUCAAUUUCAUACAAAGUCUACUGUACUGUGAACAAGAGAAUCUACUCUACGUAGGAAUGAUUGCUCAAAACACAAUAAAGAAAUUCCAUAUUGAAUAA